Molecule: messenger RNA, 4349 nt
Organism: Magallana angulata
Lineage: Eukaryota; Metazoa; Mollusca; Bivalvia; Ostreida; Ostreidae
Product: trichohyalin-like
Exons: 28
Coding region: 284-3553 (1089 amino acids)
Source: RefSeq, a predicted model, not a curated record
UUACUAUUUUCAUAUUCACAAGUUUACUUCCGAUUCAUUUUGCGCUAGAUUUUUAUUUGAUUUACACUUGAAAUAAGCGUCAAAAAUAGCAAUUUAGAACGACGCACUAGUAAUAUAACUUGUCUAAGAACAGAAUUAUUACAUAUGCUGAUUAAUUCACCCCUGUUCCGUUGUAAUUAACGAGAAGAGCACUUGUUGCUAACCACGCUAUUGUGUAUCGCACCUUGUCAACAAUCGUCCAUUAUCGUAGAGAGCGGAGUACACGUGCCUUAACGGUGACAAAAUGUGUGCUGCCAUGGUUGACAGAAAUCCAGAAUAUCCGGACUAUGGUCGGCCCAUGUACGACUCCAACCCCCAGAAUGAUUAUGGUCGCCCAGCAUAUGAAUCCUAUCAGCAGCCCGGGGACUACAGGAGAGGUCAGGAAUAUGGCCAGGAGAGAUACAACCCCACCUCACAGUAUCCAGGCUCCUCCGACCCCCCAGUGCCUGAUGAUUUGCAGAUAACCUCGGGAUUAGUCAGUUUAAGUGAUGAAAAAGCCAAAGAGCGCAGGCAUCUGAUUCAGAUGGAAAUGCGUAAGGAGUACGAGGACCACAUGCGGCGACAAAAGCCUGUGUAUUAUACCACAGGCAGUGUAGAUGACGGGCUCCCGAUCGGAAAUUAUGCACAGGCUCGCAAGGUUCUGGACACUGAGCGUCACAGAGACUACAAUAAAUAUAUGAAGGAGAAAGAGGAGCAGGCAAACAGACACCGUGAUGAGAUGAUGCGUCAACAGCACGCCUCACCCCCACACCCAGCCAAUCAGACGGAGAUGUACGACCACAACCAGAUGUCGCAACAACUCCGAGAGGAGCGACGGAAGGAGUACAACGAUUACCUGAAACUGAAGGAGAACUUGGAGCAUGAGAGCGCAGGGCGACCAGUUACUCCCCCUGGUGGGCUCGCUCUAGGGGGAUACGAGGUGUAUCGCAAUCAGCUCAAAAAGGAUAGAGUCCGCGAAUAUAGGCAGUCUCUGCUUAAGCAACAAAAUGAGCAAUGGUUGCAACGAGCUAAAGAAUUUCAGUUGGACACAUCCCCCAGCCACGAGGGGCACUUGGAGAGUGAGCGCCCUCUAGUGGGCUCCCCACGGAAUGUUAUUGUUGAUUAUAAAAAAUUAAAAGAAGAGCUCAGUUCGGAGCGUAAGAACGAUUAUAACCGACUCUUAGCGCAGAAAGAGGCUAAUGGUACCCCCCGCGCCCCACCCACCCCUCCCGUGGGCCUCAAUAUACCCACCGAGGCCGAGAGGCACAAAAUCGCCGAACUCAAGAAGAGGCAAUAUCGAGAUGAGUUGUUGAGGCAACAAAAAGAGCAAAUCUUGAAUCGAGCUCAGCACCAGCUGGAAAUUCCGGUGAUAGACCGCCGACAGCCAAACUCUGACCCCCCUCCUCCCAUAAACCCUCCCCAGGACCGUCCUCCCUCGGGGAGAUGGGACCCCCAGUCCUAUAGACAAAGCAACUUUGAUCAGGUGAAGAGAGUUACUUCCCCUCCACAUCAAGCCAACAUUGGCCAUGACGAUUAUGGCGCCUUCCGCAGACAGACGGAACACGAGGUCCGCAACAAGGAAUACAAUGACUUCCUGGCUAAAAAACAACAUCUAGAGGAUGAGAAGAAGCAGAAGUUGGCAGAUCAGAGACGUCAGGCCCCGGCACCGAUCGUCAAGGGAGACUACUACGACUCAGAGCAGUAUGACCGCAGGCGACAGGCCCUCAACGACCUUCAGCACAGAGAGUAUCAGAAUUACCUCAAAAAUGGGGAUCCAUCAAAUCAAACCAGUGCCCCACAUAGCUAUUGGACCAGCUUACCCAUGGUAGAAAGUGAACUCAAGUACAAUGAGUUCCGCAAAAAGCAGGAAAAACAGAGAAACUGGGACUACAAUGUUCUACUGAAGCACGAUCAGCAGCGUAAUCGAGCCCCGACACCAGAUCACCUUCAGGGCUUGCCCCUCAGUCAGCGGCAAUAUGAUAGCAUGCGUAAAAUGCAGGAAAAACAGCGAAAUCAGGAAUACAACGAUUUGCUGGCAAAGAAAGGUUUCAAUCAGCACCAGCCCCCGGAGACGAAUCGUCGCCCAGAGCUGGGUCUGAAGAGUGAGUUCCAAGACCAGUAUCAAGACCCGGCAGCUCUCCUGACAAACAGGGGUAGAUACUCGGAGUUGGAGCAAUACUCGAGUCGGCGUGACAAUCAGGCACGGUCAAACUUUGAUUCUCACGUUCAGAUUGCCCCUCAGGCCAUUUCUAGUGACCAAGUUAGGACAAACAGUGGGAAAGUGAAAUACUAUGGACUGAUGACAGAGACUCAGGAACAGUACAGAAAUCCAGUAACAAAGAAUUUAGACAAAGGGCCAAAAAUGGGGAAGGAGCCAGCCGGUCGACAAUCUCAGCGGAACGCUCCAGUGGGCUCACUCAUUGCUGGUGACCGAGUCGAUUACCCCAGCAGUGCCAACGAGAGAUUUAACCGAGAGCGACGCAAGGAUUAUAAUGAUUACAUCAAGCCCCAAGAUCUGAAGAACAUCCACAGGAAAAGAGAGGAAGCGAUUGCUAAGAUAGAAUCUGAUGGAAUAGAUAUGGACAAAGUCCGAAUCUUUCCUCAGGGAGAGUACGUUGAAAGGCAUAAACAGCUGCAGGAGGAGUGGAGGAAAAACUUCCGAGAUUUUGCUGCCAAGAAGUACGAAAUCGUGAAGAAGGACUUGCAAGAACGGGAAAGGGUCCUGGCCAGUUAUAAUCAGAAGGAGAUUGACAAUCCGACGAUUCUUCCGGCGGGGGAAUACAAGGAGAAACAAAAGCACCUGCAGCAGCAGUGGCGAGACGAGUGUCGGGACUAUUACUUGGGGCAUCCUGUGGUUCAAAGGUCAAAGGAAAUAUGGCGGGAGGAUGAACCAGUCCAUACCAUUCCGCAGUCCGGCGAGUACAAAGGCCGACGCAAGAGGCUUGAUGCUCAGCUCCAAAAGGAGUUUAAAGAAUAUCAAAGCCAGAAAACUCCCCCUAAAGAGCGAGUAAAAGAGUUUGGAUCGCAAGGGGCAGUCCUGUUUGAUCCUGUAUAUAACAAGGAUGUCAAGAAUCGAAUGCGUGAGGAGAGAUCAAAAGAUUUGAAGGAUUUCCUAGAGAAGCAGGAGGCCGAUCGGUUUAGGAAACAGGAGAACACUCGACCUGACAAUCGGAUUGGCUUCAUGACUCACCUCGGGCGACCGGUCGAAGAGAUGAGGGAGAAACUUGCCAAGGAGCGGCACGAGGAAUAUAAUAAAUAUCUCAAAGACAAAUAUAUCUCACAGCCACAUCAGCGCCCCCUGGAACGACCCAAGUGGGUGGACUCCAAACUCAUGGAAGAUAAUUGGCAGAAGGAAGCUGCUGGCUCAAGAUCAAGGCCGACCAGUGACAAGCCGAUCCAUACUCCAACGUACGAGGAGAUGCUGGACAAGAAGAGGAGAGAGGAGGCCUCCUACCGGAGAUUUGAUGAUCCGGAGUACUCCAGGUCCGGAGCAGAUCGAGGUUAUGACGCUCAAUACAGACGCUAUGAUCAGUAACUGAAGCAGGGAAUUCAGAGAUUUGUUUCAAGUCGGAGAGGCGACAUGACAGAGAUUUUUUUGUACUGUAAAGAGUGUCACAUUGCGUCCAUUCUGAAAGUGACUCCGUCCAGUAUUAUAUAACCUAACACUAGUAUAGACCAGAGUAUUAAUACAAAGCAGCAGACCAAAGCUACUGUAGAUGUUACAAUGACCUGUAUAUUUAUUGAUCACCGCCACUCAUAGUUACUUCCCUUUAAACAGAAUCUGCCUCCUUUCUCAUUCCCUGAUCAAACCUUGUUGUGUGGAGCUUUACGUUAAUUAACUGUUUUACGUUAAUCAUUUGUUGGAAUUUAUACAGAAGUGCUGAGGUGUUAUGUCUUUUUGACGUUCCACAAUGGUGGGACUUUGUCUCUUACUUAUGUGUGCCAUAACCAGAUUAAAAGGAAAACCCUAUGUUAAAAUCCAAAGUUUCCUAAAUUAUUUUCAUUUGUUGAGUCCUCUAGCAUUAAAAUUGCACAAUUCUAUUUUCUUAUUUUAUAUUAUAAAUUUAUUAUGAUAUGUAUAUAUCUUGCAAUUUCAGUGUAUUUAUUCAGUUCAAUACAUUUUUAAGGUAUUUUGAAAUAUAUAUAAUAAAAACCAGGAUUCUGCUGACAGAAAUCUGAAUCGCAUUGUAUGAUGAUCUGUUUGUUUCUGAGUUCUUGCAUGUUUACAUGUCGAAUGUCAAUUCAUUGGUGGUUAAGGACUUUGAAGUGAUAUUAGUAUAGGAGACAGAAAUGCUUUAUUUAUUUAUAGAAAUAAAUAUUCACAUACAGGA